Prunus armeniaca (apricot) is the source of this 975-nucleotide messenger RNA. The record is from the annotation of a GenBank genome assembly. NCBI's taxonomy places the organism in Eukaryota, Viridiplantae, Streptophyta, Magnoliopsida, Rosales, Rosaceae.
AUGGCGAAAGCUUCCAAGGGCCACCACGAUGAAUUUGAAGACGAUGAUGAAGAGUCUCAUGGAGGGAAUUUGGCAGUGAAGGUAGAAGGGCAAGGCAGGGAAAAGAACCGGUCCAAGCAUUCCGAGACUGAGCAGCGUAGGAGGAGCAAGAUUAAUGAGAGAUUUCAGAUGUUGAGAGAUCUCAUACCCAAAAAUGAUCAGAAAAGGGAUAAGGCCUCAUUCUUGUUGGAGGUUAUAGAGUAUAUACAAUUUUUACAGGAGAAGGUAAAUUUGUAUGAGGGAUACCAAGGAUGGAGUCCAGAGCCCACAAAAUUGAUGCCAUGGAAAAAUCAUAAUAGGCCUGGAGAAAAUUUUGUAGAUCAGUCUCAAGUUAUGAACAAUGGUUCUGGUCAUGAGAAUAAUGCAGUUGUCUCUCCAGCAAUGCUCCCCAACACCCAUAACUCAGUGGAAUCUGACUUGGGCUCUGGCGUUGUUUACAAAGCAUUGGAUCACAUACCUGGGUUAGCUACUCGAUCAGUUCCUAAUGUGCAACAACAAAACAUCUUUGACCCAAUUGGGAGUGUUGGACUACCCACACAACCUCUGCAGGAAUCUAUUUCUGAUGCUGAGAACAUGACUUCCAAUCCUCCAUACCAAUUGUGGCAGGGUAUAACAUCUACAACUGCUUCAGACGAUAAACUGAAGAAACAGGAUGAAAAUAAUGGAUCAGGUAGCAUCUCAAGUGCCUACUCUCAAGGGGUAUUGAACAGUCUGACACAGGCACUGCAAUCUUCUGGUGUGGAUUUGUCCCAGGCCAGCAUCUCGGUUCAAAUUAAUGUUGGGAGUCGAGUAGACAGUGGACUGACAUCCAUGGCAUCUAGUUCAAAGGCACAAUUGAACCAAUCCUUGAACAAUCAAAUGACACAGACCCAAGUAAGCAGUUGUGAUGAGGACUUUGAACCGGCUCAUAAGCGGUUCAGAACAGGAGAAAGCUAG